CCCAAAAUAAACAAGUGAACAGCUGAACGACGACAUUACGCAUCACGCAGUCGAAUCAAUAUUUCGAACGUUCCGAACGCGCAGCAGUGCUAAUAAUAACGGAGUCAGCGCAACUUGUUUUUGACAAAAGACGUACGUCAACUAGGUGUAGGUGAAGACAGUGCACGACAAUUAAUCAACCAAAUCGUCGCGUUCUUGCUUUUGUUCCGUCGCACGCUGACUGCGAUGUUAGGCGCGUUUCUGCCGCGCCUGCUGCGAUGAGCUAAUAUACAAGGGAGCAUCAACAAAACGUCUCUCGUGUCUCACAGGACCGCCGCCAGCAUGGAGACCAUCGGCGAUUACGAGUACAACAGCAAAGACCUCAUUGGACAUGGGGCAUUUGCUGUUGUCUUCAAGGGCAGGCACAAGAAGGAACCUGGCCUUACUGUUGCCAUCAAGAGCAUUACCAAGAAGAGUCUUGCAAAGUCCCAAAAUCUGCUUGGCAAGGAGAUCAAAAUCCUGAAAGAAUUGACUGAGUUGCAUCAUGAUAAUGUUGUGGCUCUCUUGGACUGUAAAGAGUCAACCAACAAUGUGUUUCUAGUCAUGGAGUAUUGCAAUGGAGGAGAUCUGGCCGAUUAUCUUGGAGCAAAGGGCACUCUCAGCGAAGACACAAUUCGGUAUUUUAUAGUACAAUUAGCGGAUGCAAUGAAAGCUUUAUACACGAAAGGCAUUGUCCAUCGUGAUCUUAAACCCCAGAACAUUCUACUGUCGCAUGCGCCGACAAAGGUGCAUCCCCAGCCCUCGGAAAUUCGGUUGAAAAUAGCCGACUUUGGGUUUGCGCGCUUUCUGCAGGAAGGCGUAAUGGCGGCAACGCUUUGUGGUAGUCCAAUGUAUAUGGCCCCCGAGGUGAUCAUGUCUAUGCAAUAUGACGCUAAGGCUGACCUCUGGAGUGUUGGCACGAUAGUGUUCCAAUGCCUUACAGGGAAAGCGCCUUUCCAAGCGAAUACUCCGCAGGCGUUGAAGCAGUUUUAUGAGAAAAAUGCUAACCUGGCACCAAAGAUCCCACCUGGUACCAGUCCGGACCUGAGCGAGCUACUUAUUGGCUUGCUCAAGCGCAACUCAGUCGACCGCAUAAACUUCGAAACUUUCUUUAACCACAAGUUCUUGCAGCGGCGUGAGAUAGCUCAGUUGGCGACUGCUGCUGACCCGUUGCCCAUGGUGUACGAGUCCCCGCCUAAUGUAUACAAGCUCCCAUCGCGCAUCACUCCUUUGAAGGUGGGAACUCCACCGAAGCCGGUCACUCCAGAGUCGCCAAAGGCUGCUCCUCGAGCACAUCUCAGUUCAAGUCCGGAUGAUGAUUUUGUCCUGGUACCGUCAAAUUUACCAACCUCUGACAAUGAGACCAUUAAUGAACGUUAUCGUCUCGUGCAGGCAGCACAGGCGCGCCUUUCUCCCCAGGUUGCAACUGCAGGCGCGGUUGUUCCAAGUUCUACAGCGGCGGCAAGUCCACCGCGUCCAUCUCAUCUCCCUAUCUCAGAACCUAUCCCAGUUCCAACUCAGCGACAUGUCUACGAACGCAUCAAUAGUCAAUGUGACCGAUCCAUGGAGAAAUCCGACGAACUCUCUGCGGUUGCUUCACUUGCUAAACCCGCAAGUGUCCCACGCUCUGCUCCUAUCAACAUGAAGCGCUCUGAGGCCCGUGCGCCUCGCGAUAUUGACAUUAGUUCCCUUUCGCCUCCAAGCGUGCAAUUUGUGAUUGGCACACCUCCGGGUGGCGGCAGACGUAGGACUUCCUCUAGCAGCUCCCUUUCGGACACUCAGCCGGUACCACCGCAGAUGUGGCAAGUGUCUCCUGUCUCGAAGACGUUACCGAAGACAUCGAUACCAUUCAGCACCCGCGCAGUUACGCUGCCAGAGCUUGCUGACGUGAAUAACUUUCCGAAUUUGUUUACCGAUAACAAUCAGUUAACGUUUAUCGCACCUGAUCUGAAUGAGGAGACGUUGUUGGAGAAAGAGCACAACGAGACCUUGGCGAAGAUUAAUUUCGUGCUGGCGUUGAGCAAUUGUGUGCUAGAGUUGGCUGCUAACAGAUCCACACCACUAAGCGCAUUGGUAGAUGCUUCCUCACCGGUGCAACCGCAAACAGAGAUGGGACGGCGUGCUGAACAGUUAGUUCUCUUGGUGCGUGCCCUACAGUUAAUGAGUUCUGGGUUAUCUUUGGCUACACAGCAAUUAAAGAGUGGCCAGUUACGACCAAGCACGACUGUGAAAGCUGUCAUCGCCACUUUGAAUAGCAAGUUUAGAUCUACUCUAGCGGAGUGCAAGCAGUUAAACAGCACCGGUUUGCUCGGAAAGGUAGGGUCCGCCAACGUGACUGCAGAUAAUAUCCUCUAUAAUCAUGCAAUUCAAAUGUGUCAAACGGCCGCCCUAGAUGAGUUGUUUGGAAAUCCUGAAGAAUGCUUCCAGCGGUAUCAGACGGCACAGAUUUUGUUGCAUAGCCUAUCACAACAGGUCCACAACCAGCAGGAUAAGGCCCUUCUUAUAAAAUACAAAGAAGCAGUGGAGAAGAGGCUCUACGUCUUGCAGAAACAAGGAUACAUUAUCCAAACAGAUCUCAGUUAAAGUUUAUAUCUGGAAACAGUAAAAUAUUGAUGAUUGUGUAAGAUUGUAAAAUACAUUGUAAUCUAAUAGGCGACUGGCCAAAAUAACCGGAAAUUCAUGAAAUGAAAUGGGAAUUAACCAGGGAGACAAAUAGUAACAAAGUAAUUGGUGUCCAAACUGUAACACAACUUAAUAUUCACUUAAGAUUAAAGACAAGAAUCCAUUACGAUGUAAUCAUCUUAAUCAUGUCUAGGAUUUAAUUCGACUCAAUAAUCGCUAUUAUUAAAUUAAGCGCAAAGAUUUUUAUUUCUAUGACACAAACAAACACAAUACAAACAAUGUGAUUAUGACUUGAAAUGUGUCUUCUCCAAAACAAUCAUUUAAUUCGAGAUAUGAACGAAAGUCCAGAUGAAUAACUUGGUUAUUAGUUUGUUGACCACAUUGUCUGUUAAUACUACAUCGGAGGAUGAAUCUAGUUGUAAAAUGUGCGCGCUAGCUAUUACAAAUAAAUACCUUUCUUCCAACCAUGAAAUCAUGCAUGCAACUACACAAUAUUCAAUUUAUUGAUAUUUAGGCGACGAGUUUUACUAAUUAUGAUUACGUACCAACUUUAUUAUAAGUGUUACUAACCGAUGAUUGCCGGUUAAUAGCGUUUUGCCUUUACGUUGAAUUUAUUGUGUAAUAUCAGCGUUUGUAACAAUUAACUUAGGUGAAGAGUGGUUGCAAGGCUUGAGCCUGGCCUAAACAAUUGCAGACUUUGAUUUUCAACUGAUGAUGAAUGUUUUGAAUGUAGCGAGAACACAAAAGGAAUGUAUGCGGGUAAAGCUAAGCGGAAAGAAAUUUGCGCAGCCGUUUUUCUUUCCUUUUAUAUAAUAAUAGUUGAAUUAUCCUUAGAAGAAGGUUGAAUGAAUUUCAUUUUCUGUUGUAUUUACGGUACGAUUAUACAUACUGCAUAAUAUUGUGUAGAGAUGAUAAUAACCAAAUAUAGUUGUUUUACAAUCAA
This is a messenger RNA of Dalotia coriaria, 3583 nucleotides long. It is a transcript of the gene Atg1, whose product is annotated as serine/threonine-protein kinase unc-51-like protein Atg1. Gene Ontology annotation, cellular component: cytosol; cytoplasm; autophagosome. Bases 322 to 2601 code for a protein of 759 amino acids. The record is from RefSeq and is a predicted model, not a curated record. Lineage: Eukaryota; Metazoa; Arthropoda; Insecta; Coleoptera; Staphylinidae. The transcript has 7 exons. Gene Ontology annotation, molecular function: protein serine/threonine kinase activity; ATP binding. Gene Ontology annotation, biological process: positive regulation of autophagy; piecemeal microautophagy of the nucleus; axon extension.